AAAGCCAGGUGUUGAUCCCAAAGCACGGAAGCUUGACGAAAGGGGGAGCCUGAAGAGUUUACCGAAAGGGGGAGCUGAAGCUGAAGACAGAUCCACCGGGAUUCUGUUCAAGCAAGAGGGAGUCUAUGUUGCUGAAUACGUGUUAAAGCUUCAAGAAGACUCAGAGAGAGAGAAAGACAAGACGCUACGAGCUUGGCUACGGAUUGACUACGGUAAUAUCCAAGGGGGAGUCUGUUAGUGCAGUAAUGUCUAUCGCAUCCGUCAACUCGGUUAGUAGCAGAAACCAAAGAAUUUAAGUGUUUAUGUUGUAAUAUCUAGUUAGUAAAGGCAAGGUGGCAUUAUUGUAAAUAAGGAAAGAUUCCUUAUUGCCUUGGCCUAUAAAUAGAACCAUUAGGGUUCUCAUUUAGAACUUUUGCCAUUUUGCAUAUUGGAGCAUAGAAGCUAGAGAGAGAAAGUAGAGAGAGAAAGGCAAAAGGUGAUUCGUGUUGCUUGUACAUUUUCAUACUUUUAUAUAGAAUCACAGAUUGAGUACGUCUCGUGUGUUUCGGUCGUUCACGUUCACGGAUUCCGCACGUCGAACGUGUCAUACGCAAUCGUUUCAGAGUCAAACCGGUCCUAACACUGUCAAACAAGAAUCUAAGCCGAAGUCAUCUGCCACACCAAAACCUACCACUUCAAAGACUACUUCAAAGACUACUUCUGCUCCUAAAGCUCCUCCGGCAUCCAGGACCCGGGCCUCUAGCUCCCGGAAGAGGAAAGAAAUGAAUUCUCCAGCCGCCUCUGAGAUAUUCUCUCUCGAGAAUCAUGGAUUUAAUGAAGCCACCUCAUUCCUCAAGCAGGGCUUGGAACGUCUCAUGCAAUUGUAUGAAAACGCCUGUGGGCUUAACAAGAUGCUGGAGAUUAGGCUCGAAAAAGCUGAAGCCACCAUAGCUGACCAAGGAACAAUCGCAGCUGCUAAAUCCCAGCACUAUGAAGACAAAUACAAGGAAAUGACCCAGGAACAUCAAGCUGCCCUCCACAAAGCCAAUGACGAUGCUCAAGCCAAACUAGAUGCCGUUCUCCUUCAAUACCAGCAAGAUAUGAGUUCAUAUCGGGACAGUCUCAAAGCAUCCAUUGUUAUCUCCCUUCUCCAAGCUAGGUUAAGGAUGGCUUAUGAGGCCAAGAGCUUGGGCUUUGAAUGCCCCUCCUGGAAUGUAAAGGCUUGGGAAGCGAAACUACAAGAUCUUGGAGGUCAUCCCGUCACUCACCCUGUAAAGCAUGCUGGUGAAGAGCCUUCCAAGGAGGCAGAGGAAGUAGCCAAUGCUGGUGAUGGUGCCGAGAAGAAUCCUGAGGGGGAUGCUGGUGCAGACGCUGGUAAAGAAGUUGCUGAUCAAGAAGGUGCUGCCCCUUAGGCAGCUAAGUGGGCGAUGAUGGAUAUACGUGCCAAGGUCGGAGCCCACUUUUAAAUUUCAUGGUUAUGGUUUGUACAAACAAUUUACUUUUCCUGUCGUUGAACAAUUUAUAUUUCCUGCACUAGAACAAUACGAUGAUCAAAGGUGGAUGGGUCCUGUGUUUUCAGGAUGAAGCCCUUGGUCAUCGGUUAGUAUAACCUGUUUUGAAUGGCGUAACAGUUGAAGGUGGACAGGUUCCAUUUUGAGAUAGAACCUUCAACCGUUACAUAAGUAUGGUAAAGACUAAUUGUGCUCUUGGUGG
Messenger RNA from Helianthus annuus (common sunflower), 1692 nucleotides. RefSeq lists its product as uncharacterized. Lineage: Eukaryota; Viridiplantae; Streptophyta; Magnoliopsida; Asterales; Asteraceae. The record is from RefSeq and is a predicted model, not a curated record. The transcript has 2 exons. Bases 762 to 1391 code for a protein of 209 amino acids.